Acanthoscelides obtectus is the source of this 903-nucleotide messenger RNA. NCBI's taxonomy places the organism in Eukaryota, Metazoa, Arthropoda, Insecta, Coleoptera, Chrysomelidae. The record is from the annotation of a GenBank genome assembly.
UCGGUCAAAUUUUAGUUUUGCGACGUUUUCAGUCAUGGAAGAAGCACUUCUUUGGUCGUUCUAUGGUAUUUGCAUUGCGAUAAAAGGCAGAAAUAAACGAAAAAAUCGAAGAUUAAGAUGGUCGAGGGAAUGGUUAUUAAAAAGACAGGAAUUUUCUCAUGUCAGAUUAUUACGUGAACUUGAACCAGAUGAUUGGCGUAAUUACCUGAGGAUGGACACUGAAACAUACAACCAUUUGUUAAAAUCUGUUACUCCUUACAUUGAAAGGCAAAAUACCUGUAUGAGAAAAGCCAUUUCAGCUCAUGAGAGACUUAGUGCCACGUUAAGAUUUCUUGCCACACGAAGAAGCUACAAAGGAAUUGGAAUUCACCACCAUCAUGUCCAAGCAAUCACUGAGUGAAAUUAUACCGGAAACUUGUGACGUUAUUUACAGGGUUUUAAAAAAAGACUUCCUAAAGUUUCCAAAAAGCGAACAGGAGUGGUUACAAAUAGCAGCCGACUUUGAAAAAAAAUGGCAAUUUCCGCAUUGUUUGGAUAGUAUUGAUGGCAAGCAUAUCAGAAUUGUUCCUCCCAAGGGAAGCGGAUCGUAUUACUUUAACUACAAAAAGACGCAUAGCAUAGUUCUUAUGUCAAUUGCUAAUUGCUAAUACCACAUUUUAUGAAAAACUAGCCAAUAAUGAUCUAAAACUUCCUAAUCCGGAAUCUAUGCCCAAUUCUAACGAAGUUCUUGGAUAUACGUUUAUUGCAGAUGAGGCCUUUGCAAUGCGUUCCGAUCUUAUCAAGCCAUAUAGUAGGGAAACACUCAAUAGAGAACGAAGACUUUUUAACUACCGGUUAUCCAGAGCCCGACGGACUAUUGAAAAUACUUUUGGCAUUUUAUCGUCCCGAUUUCGAGUUUUCCAC